Molecule: messenger RNA, 3744 nt
Organism: Sardina pilchardus (European sardine)
Lineage: Eukaryota; Metazoa; Chordata; Actinopteri; Clupeiformes; Clupeidae
Gene: tll1
Product: tolloid-like 1
Exons: 21
Coding region: 1-3102 (1033 amino acids)
Biological process (GO): proteolysis
Molecular function (GO): zinc ion binding; metalloendopeptidase activity; calcium ion binding
Source: RefSeq, a predicted model, not a curated record
AUGGACAGCGCACUGAGGCCACCUACAACUAAGAUGCAUUGGAUCACCCUUCUACUGACUGGAUUGACUUUAUGGAGCAAAGUAUCCGUCCAUUAUUGCUUAGACUACGAGGACAAUUAUGACUACUAUGAAGAAGAGAAGAUGGAGACCAUAGACUACAAAGAUCCAUGCAAAGCUGCUGUCUUUUGGGGAGAUAUUGCCUUAGAUGAAGAAGAUUUGAAAAUGUUUCAGAUCGACAGAACGAUAGACUUGAUACAUCACACACACUCGAAGCAAGGACACACAUCUGGGGGUGUAGGAGAACAUGAUUCCUCAAAGAGGAAGGGAUCGCUCUAUCUACUCUUGGAGAGGAUAAGGAGAUUUGGUUUUGACGCGUGGUCUAAGAACUGGAGCAGAGAGGCGCAGAGCACGGGGGCGGGGCCGGGGCCGGGGGCGGGGCCAGGGCCGCUGCAGGACGCCACGAAGAGCAGGACGAGUGCUGGGAGGGCCCGCCUCCCCCGCGCAGCCACCUCACGCGCCGAGCGCAUCUGGCCAGGCGGCGUCAUCCCCUACGUCAUCGGAGGGAACUUCACUGGCAGUCAGAGGGCAAUGUUCCGCCAGGCCAUGCGUCAUUGGGAGAAACAGACAUGUGUGACGUUCAUUGAGAAAACAGACGAGGAAAGCUACAUAGUCUUCACCUACAGGCCGUGUGGCUGUUGUUCGUAUGUAGGUCGUCGUGGUAACGGCCCGCAGGCGAUCUCCAUUGGUAAAAACUGUGACAAGUUUGGCAUCGUGGUGCACGAGCUGGGACACGUCAUCGGCUUCUGGCACGAGCACACGCGGCCCGACCGAGACGACCACGUCACCAUCAUCAGAGACAACAUCCAGCCAGGUCAAGAGUACAACUUCUUGAAAAUGGAGCCAGGAGAAGUCAAUUCUCUUGGAGAGCCAUACGACUUUGACAGCAUUAUGCAUUAUGCAAGAAACACCUUCUCAAGGGGCAUGUUCCUGGACACCAUCUUGCCUUCCCGCGAUGAAAACGGAGUGAGGCCUGCCAUUGGCCAGAGGACCAGGCUGAGUAAAGGAGACAUAGCACAGGCAAGGAAGCUGUAUAGAUGUCCAGCAUGUGGGGAGACGCUGCAGGACUCGGUGGGUAAUUUCUCGUCCCCUGGCUACCCCAAUGGAUAUCCCUCAUAUACACACUGUGUGUGGAGAAUCUCUGUGACGCCCGGAGAGAAGAUAGUGCUCAACUUCACCACCAUGGAUCUGUACAAGAGCAGUCUGUGCUGGUACGACUACAUUGAGGUUCGGGAUGGCUACUGGAGGAAGGCCCCUUUAUUAGGUCGUUUCUGUGGUGAUAAGGUGCCGGAGGUGCUGGUGUCCACAGAGAGCCGUAUGUGGGUAGAGUUCAGGAGCAGCAGUAACUGGGUGGGCAAAGGCUUUGCUGCUGCGUACGAAGCCAUUUGUGGUGGGGACAUCAGUAAGGACGCUGGCCAGAUCCAGUCUCCCAACUACCCGGACGACUACCGGCCAUCCAAGGAAUGUGUGUGGAGAAUCACCGUUGCCGAUGGCUACAAUGUGGGCCUCAGCUUCCAGGCAUUUGAGGUUGAGAGGCAUGACAGCUGUGCUUACGAUUACCUGGAAGUUCGAGAUGGUUUGUCUGAGAACAGCCCUUUGAUUGGUCGGUUUUGUGGCUAUGACAAGCCUGAGGACAUCCGUUCUACCUCAAACACUCUGUGGAUGAAGUUCGUCUCUGAUGGCACUGUCAACAAGGCUGGCUUUGCUGCCAACUUCUUUAAAGAGGAAGACGAGUGUGCCAAGCCAGAUAAUGGAGGCUGUGAACAGAGGUGUGUGAAUACACUGGGCAGCUACAAGUGUGCAUGCGACCCUGGUUACGAGCUGGCCCCUGACAAGAAGAGCUGUGAAGCUGCGUGUGGGGGCAUCCUGUCCAAGCUGAACGGCACCAUCACCACCCCGGGCUGGCCCAAGGAGUACCCGCCCAACAAGAACUGUGUGUGGCAGGUGGUGGCUCCCAACCAGUACCGCAUAUCCAUGCAGUUUGAGGCCUUUGAGCUGGAGGGCAACGAGGUGUGUAAGUACGACUAUGUGGAGGUGCGCAGUGGCCUGACGUCCGACUCUAAGCUCCAUGGGAAGUACUGUGGGACAGAAGUUCCCGAGGUCAUCACCUCUCAGUACAACAACAUGCGCAUAGAGUUCAAGUCCGACAACACUGUCUCCAAGAAGGGCUUCAAAGCACACUUCUUCUCUGAUAAAGACGAAUGCUCCAAGGAUAAUGGCGGCUGCCAGCAUGAGUGCAUCAACACUAUAGGCAGCUAUGUGUGCCAGUGCCGCAACGGCUUCAUUCUGCACGAGAACAAGCACGACUGCAAGGAAGCCGAGUGUGAGCACAAGAUCCACAGCCCCAGCGGCACCAUCAGCAGCCCCAACUGGCCCGACAAAUACCCCAGCCGCAAGGAGUGCACCUGGGACCUCACCGCCACACCUGGCCACAGGGUCAAGAUAUCCUUUAAUGAGUUUGAGAUUGAGCAACACCAAGAGUGUGCGUAUGACCACCUGGAGGCCUUUGAUGGAGACUCAGACAAGGCGGCCAUCUUGGGACGUCUGUGUGGCAGCAAGACUCCAGAGCCGCUCAUCUCCACCGGCAACAAGAUGUACAUGCGCUUCAUCUCUGAUGCCUCGGUCCAGAGGAAAGGCUUCCAGGCCACACACUCCACCGAAUGUGGAGGACGUUUGAAAGCGGAAACUCGCCAGAGGAAUCUGUACUCCCAUGCCCAGUUUGGAGACAACAACUACCCUGGCCACACGGACUGUGAGUGGCUGGUCACUGCAGAGACGGGCUACGGCAUCGAGCUCACCUUCACCACCUUUGAAGUGGAGGAGGAGGCCGACUGUGGCUACGACUACAUCGAGCUCUACGAUGGCUACGACUCCACUGCACACAAACUGGGACGCUUCUGUGGUUCAGGACCUCGAGAGGAGAUCUAUUCUGCUGGGGAGGCCAUGCUUAUCCGUUUCCAUAGUGAUGAUACUAUCAGCAAGAAAGGCUUCCAUAUCCGCUACACCAGCACCAAGUUCCAGGAGGCGCUCCACACACACAAAUGAUCCCCCUGCCCUCACACACACCCAGCAGCACAGCCCUCUCCACAGCCAACACAGAGAAUGGAGAGACUAGAGAGAGGACGGAAAACGGAAAGAAGACAACAUCACACACACGUUUGUGUGUGAUAGACUGCUCCUCAUAGUGUGUGUGUGUGUGUGUGUGUGUGUCUGUGUGUGUCUGUGUGUGUGUGUGUCUGUUUGUCUGUCUGUGGCACUGGUGGAACUGCCCACACCACUGCCCCAGAUGUGUAAGUGGACUGCGUAGGCCAGGCGCGUGAUUGGGCCAGAACUUGUCAUGCCCGUUUCAUGCCAGCAUCCCCGAUGCAUAAACUUAAAUAUACAAACACUCUGUUACAAAAAGUGGGAUGGUAUAUAUGUGUUAAAUAUGGUGUGUAUGUACAGUAUGUAUGUUUUUUUACUAUGUAUCCCCCUACCAGUAAGGAAGUGAAAUGCAUGAUCACUGUCCCUCUGGUGUGCUGUGGGUGAGGUGAAGACACAGGUUCAGGCCUUCAGUGUGUGGCCUACAAGUUGGGAUCCAGACUUUGGGUUAUAAUCUGCUGCUCUACUAUGUAUCUAGAUCAAGCACACUACAGGUGAAGAAUCUGUGUGUGUGUGUGUGUGUGUGUGUGUGUGUGUGUGUGUGUG